UGCUCGUCUCCCCUUCCUGCAGAACGAAAGUGGGGAUCCUGGACUUCGAUCCCUGACGUUGGGGAACAGGAUGGCUUUCGUGAUGAUCCGAGAAGCCAAGGAGGGAGAUUGUGGAAAUAUCCUGAGGCUGAUUCGGGAACUCGCUGAGUACGAGAAACUCUCAGACCAGGUGAAGAUCAGUGAAGAAGCCCUGAGAGCAGAUGGCUUUGGAGAGACUCCUUUCUAUCACUGUUUGGUGGCAGAGAUUCUUUCUGCACCGGGGGAACCACAGGGGCCCUGUGUGGUGGGCUAUGGGCUAUAUUACUUCAGCUACAGCACAUGGAAGGGACGAAAUAUUUACCUAGAAGACAUCUAUGUGAAGCCAGAAUAUCGAGGUCAGGGGAUUGGUUCCAAAAUAAUCAAAAAAGUGGCUGAGGUGGCUUUGGAUAAGGGCUGCUCCCAGUUACGCCUGGCAGUCCUGGACUGGAACAAGAGGGCUAUGGACUUGUACAAGGCCCUCGGAGCCCAAGAUCUGACGGAAGCUGAGGGCUGGCACUGCUUUCGCUUUGAAGGAGAGGCGAUGAGGGAGUUGGCAGGAAAGUGAUGCCACCCCUGGGGGAUCACUGUUUCAGCUUCUCCAUCCCCACCAACUGAACACUCCUUAGAGACUGUCUCCACUGACCACAGCCUCCCUGAAGGAAGGGAAGGAGGGUCAGAGGUGAAUAUUCCCAGAUAGAAAGAGCAGAAGUGAGGAAGAGGCAGGCCUUCCCACCUCCUUAUUAAGCGUGAAAAAUAAAUGAGAAUUCCUCCUGUA
Molecule: messenger RNA, 793 nt
Organism: Cervus elaphus (red deer)
Lineage: Eukaryota; Metazoa; Chordata; Mammalia; Artiodactyla; Cervidae
Gene: SAT2
Product: spermidine/spermine N1-acetyltransferase family member 2
Exons: 6
Coding region: 71-583 (170 amino acids)
Molecular function (GO): N-acetyltransferase activity
Source: RefSeq, a predicted model, not a curated record